AAAAAUAGAAAAGGAAUAUUGCAGAUCUGGCAGAAGAAAUAGUCAUAACCAGUUCAGGUUGUUUCUGACUCUCUCUUCUCAUAAAAUAAAAAAAUCAUAUUCAUAUAUCUUACUCAAUUUUCACCAUUUUCAUUCUCUCGUUCACGACCAAUCAUGUCUUCUGUCUUAGAGCACUUGUUGGAUGUGGAAGAACAUCAGCAACAACAACAUGUAGACUUCACCAAACCCAAAUUCCAGAUAAAAAAUCUAACAAAAGAUUCCGAUGAUGGAAAAAUUCAUAUACUCAAAGGCAUCACCGUUGAUAUUCCAAAGGGUGUGAUCGUUGGGAUCAUUGGCCCUAGUGGUAGCGGCAAGUCAACUCUCUUAAGGGCUUUGAAUCGCCUCUGGGAGCCACCUUCCUCCUCCGUCUUCCUCGACGGUCAAGAUAUCUGCCAUAUCGACGUUCUUUCCCUCCGCCGUAAGGUCGCCAUGCUGUUUCAGCUUCCUGCUCUCUUUGAAGGGACAGUUGCGGACAACGUGAGAUAUGGUCCACAACUGAGAGGAGUAAAGCUAACAGACGAUGAGGUGGGGAGGUUGCUGACAAUGGCGGAUCUGGAUGCUUCUUUCAUGGAUAAAUCUGGUGCUGAUCUCUCUGUAGGUCAGGCUCAAAGAGUGGCACUUGCAAGAACUCUAGCUAACUCACCGGAGGUUUUGCUGUUGGAUGAGCCUACUAGUGCAUUAGAUCCAAUAUCGACAGAAAACAUAGAAGAUGCUUUGAUGAAGUUGAACAAGAACAAAGGCAUGACAUUGAUAAUGGUUUCUCAUAGCAUCAAACAAAUUCAAAGAAUGGCUGAUGUAGUGUGUUUGGUUGUUGAUGGUGAAAUUGUUGAAGUUCUUAAGCCUGAUCAAUUAUCUCAAGCUAAGCAUCCAAUGGCAAGAAGGUUUCUUGAACUAAGUUCUUAGAUAACACAUGUGAUGUCCCUAUCUAAGUCUCUAUUCUUGUUGUGUGACCACUUUUUGGGUAUAGUGGAUGUCCAUUUUGAAGACAAUGAUUCUUAAAGCCCAUAUGUUCCACUUGCUGCAUUAUCACAGAAUUAUUCAACUUUUAUGAUUUA
This is a messenger RNA of Lathyrus oleraceus (garden pea), 1094 nucleotides long. Its product is annotated as ABC transporter I family member 17. The coding region runs from base 154 to 942 and encodes 262 amino acids. The transcript has 4 exons. Gene Ontology annotation, molecular function: ATP binding; ATP hydrolysis activity; phosphate transmembrane transporter activity. Gene Ontology annotation, biological process: phosphate ion transmembrane transport. Gene Ontology annotation, cellular component: membrane. The record is from RefSeq and is a predicted model, not a curated record. Lineage: Eukaryota; Viridiplantae; Streptophyta; Magnoliopsida; Fabales; Fabaceae.